UUGGAUAUUGUCUAUUGCUUUGAUCUCUCCUUCCUAUUACGUAAACCCGAAUGAGCACCGGGAUAUUAAAAGAAGAUUUAAUCUGAAUUUCUGAUACUGUUUCUGUACAUCACCGAAGAUAGAAAAUGUUUUCUACCGUGGGUAGAGCUGGUCUGUUGACCACAAAAGCAAUAGUCAAUAACACCAUAGCUGAGAAGACACCUUUGAUCGCUGGAGCACUCGUGAGCAAACGUGAUUAUGCAGCCAAAGCUGCAGGAAAAGCCCAAGGUAAGGUGGUAGCUGUUAUUGGUGCCGUAGUAGAUGUUCAGUUUGAGGAUAAUCUGCCAUCAAUCUUAAAUGCCCUCGAGGUUCAGAACCGGUCUCCAAGGCUCGUCCUUGAAGUGGCUCAGCACUUGGGUGAAAAUAUCGUACGUACUAUCGCUAUGGACGGUACCGAAGGUUUGGUUCGUGGACAGCCCGUGUUGGAUUCUGGGUCACCAAUUCGUAUUCCUGUCGGGGUAGAGACCCUUGGGCGCAUCAUGAACGUCAUCGGUGAGCCAAUCGACGAGAGAGGCCCUAUUCAGUCUGACAAAACUGCAGCAAUUCAUGCAGAAGCUCCAGAGUUUGUUGACAUGUCAGUAGAACAGGAAAUUCUGGUUACUGGCAUCAAGGUUGUAGACCUGUUAGCUCCUUAUGCCAAGGGUGGAAAGAUUGGCUUGUUUGGUGGUGCAGGUGUGGGCAAGACUGUGCUUAUCAUGGAGUUGAUCAAUAAUGUAGCUAAAGCCCAUGGUGGUUACUCUGUCUUUGCUGGAGUAGGAGAGCGAACCCGUGAGGGUAAUGAUUUGUAUCAUGAAAUGAUCGAGUCUGGAGUAAUUUCCUUAAAAGAUAAGACAUCUAAAGUGGCUCUUGUGUAUGGUCAGAUGAAUGAGCCCCCUGGCGCUCGUGCCCGAGUUGCUUUGACUGGCUUGACCGUAGCAGAGUAUUUCAGAGAUCAAGAAGGACAAGAUGUGCUGCUUUUCAUUGAUAACAUUUUCCGUUUCACACAGGCUGGGUCUGAAGUAUCAGCCCUGUUGGGUCGUAUCCCAUCUGCUGUAGGUUACCAGCCAACCCUAGCCACUGACAUGGGUACUAUGCAGGAACGUAUUACUACUACAAAGAAAGGAUCAAUUACAUCAGUACAAGCCAUUUAUGUACCAGCUGAUGAUUUGACUGACCCUGCCCCCGCUACAACCUUUGCUCAUUUGGAUGCCACCACUGUGUUAUCCCGUGCCAUUGCAGAGUUGGGCAUCUACCCAGCUGUAGACCCAUUGGACUCAACAUCCCGUAUUAUGGAUCCUAAUAUUAUUGGUGCUGAACAUUACAACAUUGCUAGAGGUGUUCAGAAAAUUUUACAAGACUACAAAUCACUUCAGGACAUCAUUGCUAUCUUGGGUAUGGAUGAAUUGUCUGAGGAAGACAAACUGACUGUAGCCCGUGCCCGUAAGAUUCAAAGAUUCCUGUCUCAACCUUUCCAAGUAGCUGAGGUGUUCACUGGUCAUGCUGGCAAACUUGUGCCACUUGAGGAAACCAUCAAAGGAUUCUCCAAGAUUUUACAAGGUGAAUAUGAUCAUCUACCAGAAGUUGCAUUCUACAUGGUUGGGCCCAUUGAAGAAGUUGUUGCUAAAGCUGAAACUUUGGCUAAGAAUGUUUAAUUUUUUUUGUAACUUAGCCUGUAUACAUAAUCAUGAACACAAUGUGGUGUAUUAAACUCUAGAAAAAUCAAUAAUAAAUCGUAAAUUAUUA
This is a messenger RNA of Leptidea sinapis, 1761 nucleotides long. Its product is annotated as ATP synthase subunit beta, mitochondrial-like. Gene Ontology annotation, biological process: proton transmembrane transport; proton motive force-driven mitochondrial ATP synthesis. The record is from RefSeq and is a predicted model, not a curated record. The transcript has a single exon. Lineage: Eukaryota; Metazoa; Arthropoda; Insecta; Lepidoptera; Pieridae. Gene Ontology annotation, molecular function: ATP binding; ATP hydrolysis activity; proton-transporting ATP synthase activity, rotational mechanism. The coding region runs from base 126 to 1670 and encodes 514 amino acids.